AUGUCUUCAUCCACUCAGCCGAUGCCAGUUGUCACGUGCGGCAGGAGAACCGCGAUCGGAAAACCAAUCUCUCAAUUCCUGCUGCCUGAAUAUGAAGUCAUCCACUUCCUUCAGUCAUAUGAGGCAGCAGAGGCUGAGCUCCCGCAUCUCCUUGCAGGCCGGGAUCCUCAGUCUCAGAACCCCAACGAUGUCGGGACCCAUGAUUACAGCAGGAGUCCUCGCGCAGUGAUCUUCGGCCGUGGCUUUGAAUCCGAGCAGGUCGAAGAGCUUAAGAAGAAGGUCGCGGGCAUUGCUAAGGAACCCGUUGCUUGGGUGGCGGGGAACCCGGCGGAUUUUCCUACCGGGCCACCGGGACCUGAUUACCCUCAGAAGGCCGCGGCGGAUAUCAAGAAGGUGCUUGAUAGAUGA
Messenger RNA from Aspergillus thermomutatus, 408 nucleotides. RefSeq lists its product as uncharacterized. NCBI's taxonomy places the organism in Eukaryota, Fungi, Ascomycota, Eurotiomycetes, Eurotiales, Aspergillaceae. The coding region runs from base 1 to 408 and encodes 135 amino acids. The transcript is spliced from 2 exons. The record is from RefSeq and is a predicted model, not a curated record.